Molecule: messenger RNA, 489 nt
Organism: Aphanomyces astaci
Lineage: Eukaryota; Oomycota; Saprolegniomycetes; Saprolegniales; Verrucalvaceae
Exons: 1
Coding region: 1-489 (162 amino acids)
Source: RefSeq, a predicted model, not a curated record
AUGCAGCAAGCGAUUCGUUUCAAUACGAAGAUCUUGGACGCGGAGUCCCGAGUCGGUCAUAUGUUGGACGAGUUGAUGCGCUCGUUGGAACAGGACCAUCAGGAGUGGGUAUUCCAUCAAAAAGGCGAGAUGGUCAUCGAAGUCGUGACGGAAUCGAUCAAGCCAGAAUCGCUGAAGACAGUGAUCCACGAGCAGCUGCACUUGCCGCGGAACAAGGCGUUGAAGAGCGACGUAUUUCGUUACGUUAACUGGCUGUGGACCUUUGCAGCUGGCCACCAGCUAUACGUGGGACUCGAAGACGAGUCUAAACCUUCCCCAGCAGCGAAGCCGGUAGAAGCUCCACGAGGCGGCAGUCCUCAAUUGCCAAGACGUGACGGCGCCGGGGAAGACGAAGCCAAAAAAGUGGCAGAGUCGGCGAAAAGGCAUACCAGGGGAAGGAGCUUCAUUGGCUGUAGUGCUAGGGUCGCGAUGGAUGCGAAAGUGAGGUAG